GGACGAAAGCAUGAGAAAUUUGAGUGGAGGCCAUGUUGAGGACUUUGUCUUGGUGGGUUUCCCUACCACUCCACCCCUCCAGCUGCUCCUCUUUGUCCUUUUUUUUGUAAUGUACCUUCUGACGUUGUUGGAGAAUGCACUCAUUGUCGUCACAAUAUGGCUCACUCCAAGCCUUCAUCGCCCCAUGUACUUUUUCCUUGGCCACCUCUCUCUCCUGGAGCUAUGGUACAUCAAUGUCACCGUUCCUCGGCUCUUGGCGGCCUUUCUUACCCGGGAUGGUAGAGUCUCCUAUGUGGGUUGCAUGACCCAACUCUACUUCUUUAUUGCCUUAGCCUGUACUGAAUGUGUGCUGUUGGCAGUUAUGGCCUAUGACCGCUACCUGGCCAUCUGUGGACCCCUCCGUUACCCUAGUCUCAUGCCUUCCAGUCUGGCAACUCGCCUUGCUGCUGCCUCUUGGGGAAGUGGCUUCUUCAGCUCCAUGAUGAAGCUUCUUUUUAUUUCCCAAUUGUCCUACUGUGGACCCAAUAUCAUCAACCACUUUUUCUGUGAUAUUUCCCCACUACUCAACCUCACCUGCUCCAACAAGGAGCAAGCAGAGCUAGUAGACUUCCUUCUGGCCUUGGUGAUGAUUCUACUCCCUCUGUUGGCUGUGGUUUCAUCAUACGCUGCCAUCAUUGCAGCCAUCCUGAGGAUCUCUACUUCCCAGGGACGCUGGAAAGCCUUUUCGACUUGUGCUGCUCAUCUGACAGUGGUUGUUAUCUACUACUCCUCCACUCUCUUCACCUAUGCACGGCCCCUGGCCAUGUACACCUUCAACCACAACAAGAUGAUCUCUGUGCUCUACACUAUCAUUGUACCAUUCCUCAACCCAGCCAUCUACUGCUUGAGGAACAAGGAGGUAAAGGAUGCCUUCAGGAAGACAGUGAUGGGCAGAUGUCGCUAUCCUAGGGAUGCUGCGGGUUGAUACACAAAAGGUCCUGGGAGGGGUGAAAAUAUGGGAAUCUUAGUAGCGCUUCCUUGAGGAAUCGGAAUGGGUUUAAAGGGAACAUAAAUGUAACUUGCCAACAGUUUCUCUAAAUAUUUUCUGGGACCUUCUGACAACAAAUAAAAGUUUAUGAAUCAUUUAGUUUUUUUUACAGGGGUUUCCAAACUAAGACUGGGCUAGCUAUGUAAGAAUCACUUGGGAGUUUGUUAAAAUAAAGAUUCCCCCUGCCUAAAAAUGUGGAGAGUCUUACUAAGUAUGUCUGGAAUAUAACCCAGUGAGAAAAUAUAACAUGAGAAUAAAAGGGAACUUACUGCUAGAUACAUCAAUAAAAAAAGUAGGUAGACUUCAAUGAAACAAUUUCAAAGAUCCAGAAUCUCAAAUCCCACUUUCAUAAGAAACUGCACAAGUAUGUUAUACCCCAAGAACUAAAUUUCAUGUCAUCUAAUCAAUAUCCUUUACCUCUACAAAACUCACAUUCAUUGAAAGUCAGAGCAGAGAGAGACGCGAUGCUGGUAUUUAAGCAUUAUAUAUUCACUACUCAACAUGGCUAAAUAUCCUCUCCAUCUCCCUUCUUUGAAUCUCAGGGGAAUAUAAAGCUGGUUGACCUAAUAAAUAUUGACCAGGUAGCAGGUAAAAUGUUAUAGAAAACUUACAUACAGAUCUUCUUCACUAUGGCCAGCACCUGUUUUAACUAAUUCGUAACAGGGCCAUACCAGUUGUCAAAUAUUUUAAAUUGUGUUCCCAGUCAAAGGACUGUAAGAACAGAAAAUGCCUUUAUAAAAAAAAAGAUUGAAGAGCCAUAGAUAGGAUGCAGAUAUCUCUAUGGCAAUUGGGAUGCCUCAGGUUCAUAGCCUGAAUCAUAGAUAUUCUAGAAAGUUCCUUUGAUAUUUUUGGAAAGUUGCUUGAAUUGCUCAGAGAAAUUUUUUAUAUCUUGAAUCUAGGCUCAUUUAUGCAAAUAUAUGCAUAUUGAACCAAAUUCAAUGAUUAUUUAGAUGUGAGAUAUGUGAAACAAAAAAAUAAACAUACAAUUGAACAAAUUCCAAUGAACACAGAUUGUUGGUCAGUGCACAUUUGCCUAGUUUGAGAGGUUCUGAGGGAGAAAAGGACAUGUGUCCAUCAACGGAAACCACUUUAUCAACAAUCAUUUUAGAUUUUCCAAUAUUAAAAACAAAAUAACAAUGAAAGAUCUGAUACUUAAAACUGUUUCGGUUGUUUGUUUUCAUGCAAUUUCUAAAUAGUCUCGGAAACAUGUCUGAAUGUACCUCAAUUUACAUUAUAUUCUCCCCUCCUUUUAUAGAAUUAUCAAAGACAUGGAGUUCAGAAUUAAGACCCUAGAACCAACAAAUUUCAAUUUGAUCCUGGCUUUACUAAUAACAAGUUAUGUGAUCAUAGGCAAGGAAUGUUACAUCACUGCUCUUAGUUUCUCUUUGAUAAUAAAAAUAAUAUCUUUUCCAUCAUAUGGGCUUGUUGUUAAAUAAAUAAUGCAUAUGUGGGCAAAGGAUUUUUUUUCUCUUUCUUUGUGGAUAGAUUUGAUCUUAGGUUAAUUUCUAGUUCUGGUUCCCUAGAAACCUAAUAAACAUUACUAUGCAACAUUGCUUGUAGUACAAAUUAUCUCUGAUCAGUAAAGACCUCUGAACUGGGAGGAUGAUGAAUAUGUUAGAGAUAUCUCGUGGGAAAUUAUAGCUUCAGGCUACUUUUGUAACUUGGCAUGCCUUUUGCAAGGAAUUCUAGAAGCUAUGAAAGCCCAUGAAAAUGUUACAAGUGAUACAGGUGCUUACAGGGCUUGAGAAUUCCAUGUUAAGGUGGACACUGCACCCCUUGAUGAGAAUCUUAUGUCCUUCUACCUGAGCUGUGACUUUAAAUGACAAAGUCUGUUCCAUCAACUGCAUUCAAGACUUCUUUCCCAUAACGGAAACUCCUAAAACUGCCCUUCUGGAAUGUUGGAUUUACUAUCCUGUUUCCCUGAGUUAAUGUUAUGCCAGGUGAGGCCUUUGAUAGUGUGUGAAUUUGUUUGGUGGAACCUAAGACCUUCUGGCAUGUAAUACAGUUAACUCACAGUAAGCAUUUAAUAAAUGCCAAGCUUCAUCAUUAUGGUCAUUUUAUUAUUACAAAUACCAUGAUAUGCUUUCUAAUAGAUGUGCCCAUUCUAUUAACCAUGUAUUAAACUCAGUCUUACUCAAACUGAGAUUGGAGAAUUGGCUUUCUCUAAAACAUAGAUAGAAAGGAAGGCUCCAGCCGUCUUUGUAACUAUGUGGAGUAGGCAACAAGUUGACCGGAAAGUUUAGCAUUUCCAAUUAUAUAAUCUAAAAUUGUGCCAAGAUGUCAUCAGAUUGAGUCAGUGAAGUUCCUCCCUUAAAAAAGAUUAAAACAUGCUAUUUCUAUAA
This is a messenger RNA of Callithrix jacchus (white-tufted-ear marmoset), 3369 nucleotides long. RefSeq names its product olfactory receptor family 6 subfamily P member 1 (gene OR6P1). Gene Ontology annotation, cellular component: membrane. Lineage: Eukaryota; Metazoa; Chordata; Mammalia; Primates; Cebidae. The record is from RefSeq and is a predicted model, not a curated record. Gene Ontology annotation, biological process: G protein-coupled receptor signaling pathway. Gene Ontology annotation, molecular function: olfactory receptor activity; G protein-coupled receptor activity.